CUGAGAUUCAUCUCCCCUCACCUCAGUUCCCCGCAAUCGAAAGAAACAGCGAGGAUCGAAGCCACGACCAAAAAGCACACCCGUAGUCGACCUUUAAUAGCAACUUUUGGCGCACGCGACGUUCCUAGCGCAUCGCGGAGUGCAACCGCUGAUCGCGGUUCGAUAUCUCGAGCCCCUUCUCGCCUAGUUAUCAGAGUUCUUAUCGAGGGGUUUGACGAUCGCAGCUGCACGCUGAGGUAGUGAACCUCAGCCACAAAAAGAGUUGGGUUGAAUAAAUACUGGCACAAGGGUCGAAGCAUCUAAAUCACGAAAAAUCUGUUCUACAAGCAGCCAUGGCCGAUCGCAUUGGACCUGAUCACUCACCAAAGCGUAACAUUGGAGAGAAAGCAAGACGUUUCGCAAAAGCAUUCACUACCAAAGAUGGACUCAUUGGGAAAUACGACUAUGCUUUCCUUUUCAAGCCCAAUAUCCCAUUCAUGAAGAAAGAACGCCGGGCAGCGCCUUUCUUCGGCCUCAAUGACAAGAUGCCCGUUUUCUUGGCCCUUCUCCUAGGCUUUCAACAUGCGCUUGCUAUGCUAGCUGGUGUAAUCACACCAGGUAUAAUCCUGGCCAACGCUGCUCACUUGACGUCGGAUCAACAACGAUACCUUGUCUCCACCUCCUUGGUAGUCUGUGGUAUCUUGUCAUCUAUCCAGAUCACUCGUUUCCACAUCUGGCGAACUCCAUAUUACGUCGGUACUGGUCUCAUCUCCGUCGUGGGUACUUCGUUCGCUACGAUUCCUGUUGCUACUGGCGCUCUCAGUCAAAUGUAUGCAACUGGUUUCUGCCCCACGUCUGCAAACGGCACGAAACUCCCUUGCCCGGAUGGCUACGGAGCUAUCCUAGGCACCGCAGCAUGCUGCGCGUUGCUUGAAAUCGCAAUGGCCUUCACUAGCCCCCGCGUCCUGAAGAGGAUAUUCCCUCCCCUUGUUACCGGCCCAACUGUUAUGCUUAUUGGUGUCAAGCUUAUUCAAUCUGGCUUGCAAAACUGGGCUGGUGGCUCAGGAGACUGCAAAUCGCGGCCUACAUCCGGUUUGUUCCAGUUAUGUCCUAACAUCAAUGCUCCGCGUCCCUUGCCCUGGGGUAGCGCUGAGUUCAUCGGCCUCGGUUUCUCCGUCUUCAUUACAAUCAUCAUUUGCGAGCGCUUUGGUUCGCCAAUCAUGAAAAGCACGGCUGUUGUUAUAGGGCUCCUAGUUGGCUGUGUGUUGGCCGGGGCCUGUGGCUAUUUUGAUCGAACUACUAUUGACGCUGCGCCUGCUGUGAGCUUCAUCUGGGUGCAUACGUUCAAGCUCUCCGUCUAUGGGCCGAUAGUGUUACCGCUAUUAGCGGUGUACAUGGUGCUCGCUAUGGAAGCCAUUGGCGAUAUCACAGCAACAUGCGAUGUCUCGCGCCUUGAAGUGGAUGGCGAGCUCUUCGAUUCCCGCAUCCAAGGCGGUGUCCUCGCGGACGGUCUCAACGGCAUCAUCGCUGCGUUAUGUACCAUCACGCCCAUGUCCACAUUCGCGCAGAACAAUGGUGUCAUCGCGCUUACACGCUGCGCAAACCGCAAGGCCGGCUACGCAUGUUGCUUCUGGCUUAUCAUCAUGGGUAUAUUCGCCAAAUUUGCGGCAGCGCUUGUGGCCAUCCCUUCGGCAGUCUUGGGCGGCAUGACUACGUUCCUGUUCAGCUCUGUCGCCGUGUCUGGUAUCAGGAUCAUCAGCACGAUGCCAUUUACGCGCCGCAACCGCUUCAUCUUGACUGCUGGGUUCACACUCGGUUUCGGCGCGACCAUGGUUCCCGAUUGGUUCUCGCACGUAUUCACCUACACUGGCCCCAACCGCGCCCUCCUCGGCUUCUACAAUGCCAUCGUUCUCGUCAUGGAGACUGGUUUCGCACUAGUUGCAUUCAUCAACGUCAUUCUUAACCUCAUUUUGUCUGAGGAGAUUGAAGACGAAGAGAUCCCGGAACUCACUGCAAACGAAGUGGACGCGAGAGGCGACAAGGAAGAGUGGGCCCGGAUCCAGCCAGGUCACCUCAAAGGCAGCGAUGAGGAGGCUAGGGCGAGCAGCGAUAUUGCACGUGCUGGGAAGUCUACUUAGACCUGUGGGCGUAUAUAUCGAAUGUGUAUGUAAGUAACGAUUAAAAACUAAGGAUUAAGGAGUGAAAAUG
Messenger RNA from Cucurbitaria berberidis CBS 394.84, 2187 nucleotides. Its product is annotated as Xanthine/uracil permease. Gene Ontology annotation, molecular function: xanthine transmembrane transporter activity. Gene Ontology annotation, cellular component: membrane; fungal-type vacuole. Gene Ontology annotation, biological process: transmembrane transport; xanthine transport. The coding region runs from base 333 to 2117 and encodes 594 amino acids. The record is from RefSeq and is a predicted model, not a curated record. The transcript has 3 exons. Lineage: Eukaryota; Fungi; Ascomycota; Dothideomycetes; Pleosporales; Cucurbitariaceae.